AAAAUUGUGGUUUUAAAUCAAAUUAACAAACUUUUAACAGUUGACAAAAUAUAUUUAUAUUUAAUUCAUUGAUCCACCAAAACUACUAUUGAACAUUCGUCCGUGUCUCUUCCUUUUCCGGUUUCAGGCCAAAACAGACAGGGCCGUCAAGAUGAAGUUCAACAAAAUGUCGUCGUCUUCAAGACGCAAGAACAGGAAGCGUCACUUCAACGCCCCAUCUCAUGUACGCAGGAAGUUGAUGAGUGCUCCUCUGUCAAAAGAACUUAAACAGAAGUAUAAUGUUAGAGCAAUCCCCAUCAGAAAAGAUGAUGAAGUUCAGGUUGUCCGUGGACAUUACAAAGGUCAACAAGUAGGCAAGAUUGUGUCGUGUUACAGAAAGAAAUUUGUUGUAUACAUUGAAAGAAUACAGAGAGAGAAGGCCAAUGGUGCCUCCGUAAAUGUUGGCAUCCAUCCUUCAAAGGUGGUCAUUGUAAAACUUAAAAUGGACAAAGACCGAAAGAAAAUUCUUGAGCGCAAGGCUCGCUCUAGACAGGCCGCUGAUAAGGGCAAACACACAGAAGAAUCUAUCAUGGAAACAUCAUAGUCAUCUGCUUAUGUCCUGUAGUUGUCCUGGAAAUAAAGAGAAAAACACAA
Ruditapes philippinarum (Manila clam) is the source of this 633-nucleotide messenger RNA. RefSeq names its product large ribosomal subunit protein uL24-like. NCBI's taxonomy places the organism in Eukaryota, Metazoa, Mollusca, Bivalvia, Venerida, Veneridae. The record is from RefSeq and is a predicted model, not a curated record. Gene Ontology annotation, biological process: ribosomal large subunit biogenesis; cytoplasmic translation. Bases 152 to 583 code for a protein of 143 amino acids. Gene Ontology annotation, cellular component: cytosolic large ribosomal subunit; ribosome. Gene Ontology annotation, molecular function: structural constituent of ribosome; RNA binding. The transcript has 4 exons.